AUGUCACAAUCCAGUUUCUUCGCGACGAUUUUUGAGGCUGCAGCCAAUGGAGAUAUCGACAUGGUCAAAAACUGGAUCGACCCACGCCGAAGAGAGCUACGACGAGACAAAGAUGGCAAUACAGCUUUACAUUUCGCCUCAAGACACGGCCACAAUGUUAUCGUGGAAUUGCUCUUACGAUCCGGAUCAAGCCCGCACUCAAAGAAUUCCAAAGGGGAGACCGCCCUGCAUGAGGCGGCCAAGUCAGACUCCGUGAGCGUUGCCAUAAUGCUUGUGACGGCUGGUGUGUCCCCCGAAGUCGAGUCGAACGAAAAACAGACGGGUUUGGACGUGGCAGUAGCCUUUGGCAGCGUCAUGACAGCUGCGUAUCUUGUCGGGGCCUCUUCGACUGGAACCAUCUGGGCGGGCUUCAGGAAAGCCUUGCGAUAUGAUGAUCAGGCUGAAAUGAUGGAGGUCUUCGAGGACUCGAUCGAGUUUUUGCUGGACGAUGAAACUCGCGCAGGCAACUUCCUGCUGGUAUCCGCAUACCAGGGCGACGAGAAGGCAGCUCGGUAUCUGCUCGACCAUGGCGUGAGCCCCAACGAUGCAAUUGACCACAACGGCGCCACGCCACUGCAUCUCGCCGCGUCUUCGGACAUGUCAAUAUCGCCAAGGACCUACUUUGACGCCGGCGCCGAAGUGAACGUGAAAGACUUGAUGGGCGGCGGCACGCCGCUCUUCGCGGCAAUCCAAGGCCAGAAACUAGAGGUGGUCAAGGUUCUGCUCGAUGCUGGCGCCACCACAGACAUCGUCCUCCGUCAGAGGAGGCUUCGGCGAGAUUUGGUUCACAUAACAGCACAGGAUGAGAGCCCAGAGAUCCUGCAGUUCCUUUUCGACCUCGGGAUGGACCCGAACACUCGGGAUGAGGCGGGCGCCACGGCCGCAAUGCACUCUGCCGGCAACGGUCACCUCGAGACCUUGAAGGUGCUGCGUGCCGGGGGUUGUGACAUAUUCGCAGCAUCAGAGGAUGGAACGACACCUCUCAUUCGUGCUGCUCUCGGCGGUCACACAAAUGUCAUAUCCUGGCUCCUGGACCAAGGAGCAGACAUACACGCCAGCGACGUUUACGAAGCGACGAGCCUGAAGGCUGCCAUCCAGGGACGACAUGUUGAAAGCGUCCAACUUCUAUGCUCUCGUGGAGCCGAGGUGACCACCAGUCGCCUCAGAGAAGCCAUCAGCCGUGGCAGCGCCGAGAUCGUUAGCAUCCUCGUCUCUCACGGUGCAAAGCUUUCUGGGACCCAACAGGAUUGCGAGAUUCUAGAGAUGGUUGUGGGAACAAACAACGCCUCUCUUACGAGAGAGCUGGUGAAGCUCGGUCAAUCCAUUGACAAGCUCAAUCCGAAGGACAAACUGGAGUUUCUCUUGGAAGUAACUCGUAAAGAAUACGUAGACUGCGUCGAGGCGUUCCUGGAACAAUGCGAGGACAGGAGCUUGUCAAAUGAGGUCAGCCGUGUGACCCCUAUCCACCUCGCUGCUGAGGUAGGCAACGUUACAAUCUUCAAUAUGUUGGCCGAAGGGGGUUUCUCGCUACACAAAAGUACCCAGUACGGCCAGACCCCUCUUCACCUAGCCGCGCUGCAGGGACGCGCCGAGAUCAUCAGGGAGCUCCGUGGAGUCAUCAGCACCGAGAACCAGGACCGCAACGGGAACACGCCGCUUCACUGGGCCUCAUCCAAAGGCCCCGAGAUGGCAGUAAAAGAGCUGCUGAGGCAAGGGGCAAGCGUGCGCGCAAAGAACGAUUAUGGCAUCACUCCGCUGCAUCUGGCUUGCAGUGAAAAACACGUCACCGUCGCGCAGGCCUUGCUCGACGCCGGGGCGUCGCCUUCAACAAUGUCCCUCAGUAUGACCAAUGCCUUGCACGUAGCGGUCCAGACGUCUGAAGACAUCGUGCGGAAGCUUCUGGAAACAGGGAGGUGUGACAUUAAUACUAUUCAGGCUUGUGGGAAAACGGCGCUUUUGCUGGCAUCAAGCAAGUCCAUCGCCGCGAUGCUGCUAUAUCAUGGCGCGGACGUUUCGGCAUCGUCUUCGGACGGGUACAACGCGCUGUGCACGGCAGCGUUGGCUGGGAAGACGGAGUUGUUCGAGUAUCUGUUCCCCAAGUUCGAAGAAUGGCUCGUUCAUGACGCGAACCAGAUUACACUGUGGCGCCUGAUAUGCCGAGGAGGAAGCACGGAUAUCCUUAAGUUUCUGGAAACGACUCAGGUAGGUUUAAGAGAUCUUGAUUCGGAAGACCUACUAUCUUUGCUGGCGGAAGCUUCUUCAAACCCCGAAGAUUAUGUACUGUCGAAUGUCAUCGAGGCUCUUCUCGACGUCGAGAUGCUACAGGAUCUCAAUCUUGCUUCCCGGAUUCUUCUGCUUGCUGUUGAGGCCGAAUGCGUCGAGUCGACCAGGAUUCUUGCGUCUCUAAAGGGGAUACAUGACGUGGCUUUCGUUGGUGGGCGGAGUCCUCUGGAUAGAGCUAAGAAGGGCGACAACAGCGCUCUCGUUGAAGCGCUCAUAGAAACAGGGGCAGAAGGAGGACUUUCGAAGGCCAACGAACCAUGA
Verticillium alfalfae VaMs.102 is the source of this 2583-nucleotide messenger RNA. RefSeq names its product ankyrin repeat domain-containing protein. Gene Ontology annotation, molecular function: protein binding. NCBI's taxonomy places the organism in Eukaryota, Fungi, Ascomycota, Sordariomycetes, Glomerellales, Plectosphaerellaceae. The coding region runs from base 1 to 2583 and encodes 860 amino acids. The record is from RefSeq and is a predicted model, not a curated record. The transcript has a single exon.